AUGGCAAACCCAAGGGGGGAAUGUAAGGUCAUUACACUAAGGAGUGGGAAGGAAGUGAAGGAAGCCCUAAGGGAAACACAAAAGAAAGAAGUUGAUAAAGGUAUAAGUGACAAAGAAGAAACAGAAGCACCUACCCUCAAUCCUCCCCAAGAAAAAGAGUUCCUGAGGCCAUACAUUCCAAAAGCUCAUUACCCUCAACGAUUGAGAAAGAGUGAAAAUGACAACCAAUUCUUCAGAUUCUUGGAGACUUUCAAGAAACUCCAAAUCAACAUACCCUUUGCUGAAGCACUAGAGCAAAUGCCACUUUAUGCUAGGUUCUUGAAGGAGUUAAUAACCAAGAAAAUGAGCUGGAAAAAUGAUGAAACUGUAGUGUUGAUAGAGGAGUGCAGUGCUAUCAUUCAACACAAACUACCACAGAAACUGAAGCACCUUGGGAGCUUCCAAAUCCCUUGUGUUAUAGGAGAAAUCACCAUGAAAAAGGCCUUAUGUGAUUUGGGAGAAAGCAUUAAUUUGAUGUCUUUGGCAAUAAUGAAAAUAAUGAAGAUUAAAGAAGCCAAACCAACAAGAAUGGCUCUCUAA
Messenger RNA from Arachis stenosperma, 579 nucleotides. RefSeq lists its product as uncharacterized. The coding region runs from base 1 to 579 and encodes 192 amino acids. Lineage: Eukaryota; Viridiplantae; Streptophyta; Magnoliopsida; Fabales; Fabaceae. The transcript has a single exon. The record is from RefSeq and is a predicted model, not a curated record.